AUGCACAAGCGCGUCAAGGUGUGCAUCCGGGUGCGGCCCGCGUCCAAGGACCACGCUGGCAUCCGCGUCAGCGAGCCCGACAAGACGAUCAGCGUCCUCCACGAUGCAGCGAGCGGCCAUGGCACGUGCUUCAAGUUUGACGACGUCCUCGCGAGCAGCGUGAGCCAAGAGCAAGUGUUUGAGCGGGCGGCGCGAGAAGCAACCGAAAGCGUCCUGCACGGCUACAACGGCACCGUCAUGGCCUAUGGGCAAACCGGCGCGGGCAAGACAUUUACGAUGAGCGGUGGCAAAACGAGCUUUGCGGACCGAGGCAUCUGCGCGCGGUCGAUCGCCCUCAUUUUUGCAUCUAUCCAAGCAGCGAGAGACUUUACCUACAGCGUUCGUGUCUCGUACAUUGAGAUCUACAACGAACAGCUCUACGACCUCCUCGACUUUAACGCGGGCGAGAACCAGGCGCGCGACUUGGUGGUGCAAGAAAACGACAAAGGCCAAACCUUUGUCAAAGGCCUCUCCAAGCCGCUCGUCGAGACAGAAGAGGCGGCGCUGGACUUGCUCUUUCAAGGCGACACGAACCGCACGAUCGCCGAGCACUGCCUCAACAACGCCUCGACGCGGUCGCAUUGCAUCUUUAGCUUGCACAUUGAGAAGCGCAGUGCCGAUGACAGUACCAAGAGCCCUCUUGUUGUAAGCAAACUCAACCUCGUCGACCUCGCGGGCUCGGAGCGCAUGAAGAAGACCCAAGUGACAGGCACGAUGCUCAAGGAGACGAUGCAUAUCAACAAGUCGCUGACGUUUCUGGAACAAGUUGUCAUUGCGCUGGGCGACCAGAAGCGCGAGCACAUUCCGUACCGCCAAACCACGCUCACCAACCUCUUAAAAGACUCGCUCGGGGGCAACUGCCGCACCCUUCUCGUGGCUUGCGUCUGGCCCGACGAGUCCCAGAACGACCAGACGAUCGCAACCCUCAAAUUUGCCACGCGCAUGAUGCGUGUCAAGACGUCGGCGGUCGUCAAUAGCGCGGAUCCGUCGACGGCGUCGGUCAAAAAGUACGUCGAUGAAAUCAAACGGCUCAAAAGUGAGCUCGCGCUGCACGACACGCUGGCGGGUCGGAGUCACGUGUCGUACGACGCUGCGAUACCCCCUGAGACCGAGGCCGAAAUGAAAGCCGCGAUCCAAGCUUAUGUCGCGGAUGCCUCGCUGGAGCUGCCCAUCGUCAAUGUCGUUCAGAUACGAGCGAUGCUCCGCCUGUUUCGAGACGUGGCGCUAACGACGACCGUUGUCGAGACGAAGCCGCCGCCACCUGACGAACCGCAGGACGAAGACGAUGUGCCGCUAAACCGACACGAUCUCGACUGCACUCCCUUGUCCGACGACGAGCUGCAGCGCGAGUACGCGGAGCUCAUGCAAACGCAGCUGGACGACGCCAAACAAAAUUUUCGAAAGGCCAAGAAGCGUGUCGUGCAGUGCGCCAACGACGUCAACGUCGCCAAAAGUGAAAUUGAUGCGGUGACCAAGGCGCUCAGCGAAACCGAUGCCGGCAACGAGGACGACCGUGGUCGCCACGUUCAAGCACUCCAGCUGGCCAAAAAGGCCUAUCGCACGGCGUUUGACGCACUCGGCGUCGCCAAGGCCGAAAUGAGUUAUAUUCAAAAAGCCAAAGAUCAUCUGCUGGCGAGCGCCGCGUCCGACUUUGUCAUUUGGAAGGAAAAGCGACUGCUCUUGCGACACACCUCGUUGUCCUCUCCUGCGCCAACGUCAUUAUAAACGACUAUUUACAGGGCAUUAUCCACGAAACAAUUUGUGGUUUGGGGCGUCG
Saprolegnia diclina VS20 is the source of this 1816-nucleotide messenger RNA. RefSeq lists its product as hypothetical. Gene Ontology annotation, molecular function: ATP binding; microtubule binding; microtubule motor activity. NCBI's taxonomy places the organism in Eukaryota, Oomycota, Saprolegniomycetes, Saprolegniales, Saprolegniaceae. Bases 1 to 1764 code for a protein of 587 amino acids. The transcript has 11 exons. The record is from RefSeq and is a predicted model, not a curated record. Gene Ontology annotation, biological process: microtubule-based movement; mitotic spindle organization.